CUCUCUAUUUAUACUGGCUUUUACUUUGAAACUUUUCUCAAUACUCAAAGUAACCUAAUUAAUUCUUUUAUCUUCUAUCUCCAAUCUCUCUUUCCUUCGCCUGAUUUUUCAGAGGAAGAUGGAGGUUGAUGCAGGAGAUGAUGGACGCAUCAGAACAGGAACCUUGGCAACUGCAACAGCUCAUGCUUUUACAGCAGUAGUUGGUGCUGGAAUCUUAGCAUUGCCAUGGAGUGUGGCUCAACUGGGAUGGAUCCUUGGUCCUUCUGUUCUUGUUUUCUUUGCAUUUGUAACUUAUUACAGUGCAAUUCUUCUCUGUGAUUGCUAUAGAACUCCUGAUCCUGUCAAUGGAAGAAGAAACCACACUUAUAUUGCUGCUGUCAGAGCUCUUUUAGGUCCAAGAAAUGAACUUUUUUGUGCUGUAAUGCAAUAUGCAAUACUAUGGGGCACAAUGAUUGGCUACACGGUUACAACUGCCAUUAGCAUUGGGGCUGUGAAGAGGACAACAUGUUUUCAUGCAAGGGGACAUGAAGCAAAAUGUGGGGUAUCAGGAAAUCUAUAUAUGGUCAUAUAUGGUGGAAUGCAAAUAGUUUUAUCUCAAUUUCCCAACUUGGAGAAACUGGCUUUCUUAUCAGUUGUUGCAGCUGUUACAUCUUUAGCAUAUUCAUCCAUUGCAUUGUGUCUCUCUAUUGCAAAACUUUCCUCAAAUCAUGAGUUUAAAGGAGGGAUCAUGGCUGCUAUGGCGGACAACAACAUUCCACAAGCUACAUCCACCAAAAUUUGGCAUUCAUUUCAAGCUCUUGGAAACAUUGCUUUUGCCUACACUUUCUCCAUGCUGUUGUUGGAAAUUCAGGACACUUUGAAAUCACAUCCACCAGAAAAUAAAGUCAUGAAGAGAGUAACCUUGUAUGCCAUUGGUGGAACAGCAUUGUUUUAUAUUUCUGUAGGGUGCAUUGGAUAUGCUGCAUUUGGAAAUGAUGUUCCUGGAAAUGUUCUUGCUGGAUUUUAUCAACCAUUUUGGCUUGUUGACAUUGCCAAUCUUUCUGUGAUUGUACAUUUAAUUGCAGCUUAUCAGGUGUUUAGCCAACCAAUUUUUGCUAUCCAUGAGAAGCUGCUUGCAUCAAAAUGGCCAACAUCAAGUUUUACUAGAAUUUACACCAUUAGAUUGCCAUUAACCCAUAAAGGCAUCUUCAGCUUUACACUAAGUAAGCUAUUUCUUCGAACCCUUUUCGUCGUUUUUACGACUACAGUUGCAAUGAUGCUUCCAUUUUUCAAUGCAAUUCUGGCUUUUCUGGGAGCUAUUUCUUUUUGGCCAUUAACAGUGUACUUCCCAUUGAGGAUGUACACAAUGCAAACAAAGAUCAAAAGAGGAAGCUAUCAGUGGAUGGGUUUUCAAGGUUUAAGCUUGGUGUGUUUGAUUGUCAGUCUCAUUUCAGGUAUAGGUUCAGUUGCAGGCAUGUUAGUUAGUCUUAAGAAAGCUAAGCUUUUUCAUAUUGAUUUGUAGGUGCAGAAACACUUUGUUUUAUUUUGAAUCUGUAGUAGAAGCCCUUCGUUUUCUAGAUGUUUUUCAGCAAUGAAAGUAUUACUACUCAUGAAAUUAUUCUC
Manihot esculenta (cassava) is the source of this 1602-nucleotide messenger RNA. RefSeq names its product amino acid permease 1. The transcript is spliced from 6 exons. NCBI's taxonomy places the organism in Eukaryota, Viridiplantae, Streptophyta, Magnoliopsida, Malpighiales, Euphorbiaceae. The coding region runs from base 119 to 1501 and encodes 460 amino acids. Gene Ontology annotation, cellular component: plasma membrane. The record is from RefSeq and is a predicted model, not a curated record.